GAGCUGGGGCAGGUAUCUGCGUCCUUGCUGCCUGUUCCCACUGGUUUAUCGGGAUCGCCAAACUCCACCACCAGAAGCAACAGUGUACUCAGGACCCGGACGAUCAAGAAUCUAUUCAGCACUAACAAAUAAAGUCGCAGCUUAUUAAUGAAAGUCAUAUUUUCUCUAGCUGAAUUAUUUUAUUUUCCGCUCUGCUUACGGAUAAUGGGAUUUUAACCAUGCGGCAGAUAGCUGACCAGCUGCCCUGCAUUUCGCUGACGAAGUCACUGUCUUCCGCCUGAAGAUGGAAACGUUGGAGUCGGAGCUGACCUGCCCAAUCUGCCUGGAGCUCUUCGAGGACCCUCUGCUGCUGCCCUGUGCUCACAGCCUGUGUUUCAGCUGCGCCCACCGCAUCCUGGCCUCCCACUGCACCUCCAGCGAGCCCGUGGAGUCCGUCCACGCCUUCCAGUGCCCCACUUGCCGGUAUGUCAUCACCCUCAACCAGAAGGGCCUCGAGGGACUGAAACGCAACGUCACCCUGCAGAACAUCAUCGACCGCUUUCAGAAGGCCUCUGUGAGUGGGCCCAAUUCCCCCAGCGAGACGCGGCGUGAGCGCGCCUUCGAGGACACCACCAUGACGUCGCCCGGUGAGACAGUGCAGUGCCAGUUCUGCGAGCAGGACCCACCGCAGGACGCAGUCAAGACCUGCGUCACCUGCGAGGUGUCCUACUGCGAAGAGUGCCUGAAGGCCACACACCCCAACAAGAAGCCAUUCACCAGCCACCGGCUGAUCGAGCCCAUGCCCGACUCACACUUGCGCGGCCUGCUGUGCCUCGAGCACGGGGAUGAGAAGGUCAACAUGUACUGCGUGACCGAUGAGCAGCUCAUCUGCGCCCUGUGCAAGCUGGUGGGGCGACACCGCGACCAUCAAGUGGCAGCACUCAGCGAGCGAUACGAGAAGCUGAAGCAAGCGCUGGACUCCAACCUCAGCAGUUUAAUCAAGAGGAACAAUGAACUUGAAAAUCUCAUGGGCAAGUUAAUCCAAACGUGCCAGAAUGUGGAGGUAAAUGCUUCAAGGCAGGAGAGCAAGCUGAUUGAAGAAUGCGAUGUUCUGAUUGACGUCAUUCAGCAGAGACGGCAAAUAAUUGGGGCAAAAAUCAAAGAAGGCAAGGUGGCAAGGCUGCGCAAACUGGCCCAGCAGAUCGCCGGCUGCAAGCAGUGCAUCGAGAGAUCCUCUUCGCUCAUUGCUCAGGCAGACCAGACCCUCAAAGAGACUGACCACGCCCGCUUCCUGCAGACAGCCAGAAGCAUCUCUGAGAGGGUAUGCGUGGCAAUGACGUCGUCUCAGGUUCUGAUACCAGAAAUUAACCUGAAUGACACGUUUGAUACAUUUGCGCUGGACUUUUCCCGGGAGAAGAAGAUGCUGGAGUGUCUGGAUUACCUUACAGCUCCGAAUCCUCCUGGAAUCCGGGAGGAGCUUUGCACUGCAUCGUAUGACACUAUCACUGUCCACUGGACAUCGGACGACGAGUUCAGCGUGGUCUCCUAUGAGCUUCAGUACGCCAUUUUCACAGGACAGGCCAACAUCAUUAGCUUGUGCAGCUCUGCCGACAGCUGGAUGAUCGUGCCCAACAUCAAGCAGAACCACUACACGGUGCACGGCCUGCAGAGUGGCACCAAGUACAUCUUCAUCGUCAAAGCCAUCAACCAGGCGGGCAGUCGCAGCAGUGAACCGGGCACUCUGAAGACCAACAGUGAGUGAGAUCGCUCGCUUCUGUCUGGAGGACAAGCACACGCCACAGACUGGAACACAGUCCAGAGCUCUGUUACAUGUCU
Messenger RNA from Paramormyrops kingsleyae, 1815 nucleotides. NCBI's taxonomy places the organism in Eukaryota, Metazoa, Chordata, Actinopteri, Osteoglossiformes, Mormyridae. The record is from RefSeq and is a predicted model, not a curated record.